CCGAAGAUGCAGAGCACGACAGCUCCGAUUUAUGGCUCAACUUGAGCGCAGCGGUUGCACUGGUCCUGAUUGGGGGUGUUUUCGCUGGAUUAACAAUUGCGUACUUGGAAUUCGUUUAACAUCGGAUGCUUUUCAUAAACUAACGGUUUACUAGGCUCAUGGGCCAGGAUGCAGUUCACCUCCAAGUGCUCGCAACCUCCGCCGACGGCCCUGAGAGAAAGCAUGCUCAGACCGUCCUCAAGCUUGUCGGUAAAGGGAAACACUGGGUCCUGGUGACUCUCUUGCUUGGCAAUGUGGUUGUCAAUGAAAGUUUGCCCAUCGUCUUGGAUAAAACGCUAGGUGGGGGAUGGCCUGCAAUCGUAGGGAGCACUGUCUUGAUCGUUAUCUUCGGCGAGGUUAUCCCCCAGUCCGUCUGCGUCCGCUACGGUCUCCCGAUAGGCGCAUACCUCUCACCUGCGGUCUUGUUCAUGAUGUAUGCUUUUGCACCCGCGGCCUGGCCCACUGCGAAGCUUCUCGAUUGGCUCCUAGGCGAGGAACACGGAGUGGUCUAUAAGAAGGCUGGGCUGAAAACGCUCGUCACCCUACACAAGUCACUAGGCUCGCAGCCCGCAGAGCGGCUGAAUGAAGAUGAGGUCACUAUAAUCACGGCAGUGCUAGACCUGAAAGCCAAGGCCGUACAAAGCAUCAUGACGCCCAUGGACCACGUUUUCACCGUCUCUACCGAUUCGAUUCUAGACGAGAAAACUAUAGAGCUUAUCCUAUCGGCGGGCUUCUCCAGAAUCCCCGUCCAUGCGCCGAACGACCCCUCGAAUUUUCUGGGGAUGUUACUGGUGAAAACACUCAUCACCUAUGACCCAGAAGACGCCAAACCAGUGGCCGAGUUUGUCCUCGCGACCCUCCCCGAAACAAGUCCCGAAACCAGCUGUCUCGACAUCUUGAAUUAUUUCCAGGAAGGGCACUCCCAUAUGGCGCUCGUAUCUAACCACCCCGGCGAAAACGGCGGCGCUCUUGGUGUUGUAACCUUGGAGGAUGUUGUUGAAGAGCUGAUCGGCGAGUACGUCCUCCCUAGUAACAGCCCAUAUCGUCCCUUCUACUCACCACAUCUAGGGAAAUCAUCGACGAGUCCGACAUGCACGAUGACGCCCAGCAUCCUGCAGAGCAACAGCAACCCCCUGUUCCAGACUUCCCUGUACCUCUCAACCGUACACUACGUCGCGCUUCCACGGCACCAAUCGCUAAACCGGGCUAUAUCAGCUCGAUCACGCCCCAGCAGCGCCAGCAUCUUGACAAUCUGGCUCCGUCGAAUUUAGCGAGGAAGCCGAAGCAGACGAGGUUCCCUUUUGUAAAAAUCAAGCGCUCGUUGCAGGCCAAUGGGGAUAAUGAUGAUGUGAAGGGGGAUAGUACAGUGCAGGGUUCUGCAGAUGAGAACACCCCAUUACUGGGGUCUUGAAAAUAGAAAGUGUUUGGGCUUGUGUUUGGAUAUAGUACGAUACUUUGUAGCAAUUCAUGGAUAAUGGAAAAGUGUUCAGG
Messenger RNA from Aspergillus versicolor CBS 583.65, 1530 nucleotides. RefSeq lists its product as uncharacterized. The record is from RefSeq and is a predicted model, not a curated record. The coding region runs from base 159 to 1310 and encodes 383 amino acids. Gene Ontology annotation, biological process: magnesium ion homeostasis. Lineage: Eukaryota; Fungi; Ascomycota; Eurotiomycetes; Eurotiales; Aspergillaceae. Gene Ontology annotation, cellular component: intracellular membrane-bounded organelle. The transcript is spliced from 2 exons.